Molecule: messenger RNA, 375 nt
Organism: Capsella rubella
Lineage: Eukaryota; Viridiplantae; Streptophyta; Magnoliopsida; Brassicales; Brassicaceae
Product: transcription initiation factor IIB-1
Exons: 2
Coding region: 1-375 (124 amino acids)
Source: RefSeq, a predicted model, not a curated record
AUGGAGGUAAUCACUUGCUUGGACUGCAAGAAACGAACCGAUACGGUGAUCGACUAUCAAUCUGGGGAUACAAUCUGCACAGAAUGUGGUCUCAUCCUCGACUCGCACUACAUCGUCGACUCUUUUGACCGAGGUAUCUCUCACAUGAACCCUCCCAUUAGGACCAAACUCAAGAUCGAGACAAACGUUCUCAAGAACCCUAACCCUAAUAAUCCACUUAUUGACAAAACGUCCUCCACAAGCUACAGGCUCUCAUCAUCGUCUUGCUCCAGUCAGAAAGCUCUGCUAGAAGUCCAUCAAACCAGGUUGAUCGAAGAGAUAAUGCUCGUGAGAUUUGAUUGCCUUGCAGUUUACUUGAGGAUGAUGUCUGAUUAA